Fusarium keratoplasticum is the source of this 732-nucleotide messenger RNA. RefSeq lists its product as uncharacterized. Lineage: Eukaryota; Fungi; Ascomycota; Sordariomycetes; Hypocreales; Nectriaceae. The transcript has a single exon. The record is from RefSeq and is a predicted model, not a curated record. Bases 1 to 732 code for a protein of 243 amino acids.
AUGUCCUCUCCUGAAUGGGCGGUCAGAGCUAAAGUCGGAAUCUCGGUAUGGACCAAGUUCCGAGUGAAUUCUGGUCCCAUUGACGAUGCACUCUUUGUUCCACCACUCUUGCCUUGGAAGGACUAUAUCUUCUGCCCAUUCUACGGACGCAUUGCCGAGUCCCCUACAGAUUGCUUCCUGGUCACUGGCUGGGAAUCGCGAGAGAUCUAUGACCAGUUCAAGGCAUCUCCUCAGUACCAGGAGUUGAUGACAAACUUACGCGCCGAUGGCAUGGAGCCGGAAACGAAGACCAUUGCCUUUACGAAGAGGAUUUUCGGCCAGGGCUUUACCUCCAAUACCGAGAUUUUGACCGUCUAUUGGCCCACUACAAUCUCUCCCGAGACCCAGCACGCAGUGAAAAAGAUGCAGAGCCUGUCUCAUAGGAUGAGGCCACGCACGUCCUGCCAUGGGCAUUGGCCAAGCUUUGGAUGGAUCGAUGGGCUUCAGACUUGGAAUGGCGAGAACGUAUUGGCAAACGUGUGGUGCAAUAAAUGGGUCAGUAAGGAGCUGGAGGAGGAAUUCAGGCGCACCGAGAAGAGGCCUGUUAGACCGGGUGAUGGCCAGUAUGCCCUCAGCGUGGAUCUGUUUGAGCGGGACUUGAAGGCCUUCGGCGCUGUUGGUUGGGAGUCGGUUCAUGUGGAUUUUAAGCGUGCGAUGGAGUUAAAUGGGUAUAUAAGAAGGUGGGCCUCUUAG